AUGAAUCUUGAUUUCACUGAAAACAGGAAUAUUUCCAUCCCAUCUUAUUUCUACAUCAGUGGUUUUUCUGGUAUACCUCACAUAAGAUACUAUUACAUAUUCUUGUUUUUUGUCUACAUUAUUUCUUUGGUUGGAAACUCCUGCCUCAUGUAUGUUAUUAUUUUAGACCGAAAUCUUCACACUCCUAAAUACAUUGCUGUCUUUAAUUUAUCACUGACAGACAUUUGUGAGAGUACUGCUGUGAUCCCUCAGCUACUGGAUACAUUUUUGUUUGGGAAUCAGCUGAUGCCGUAUGGACUGUGCUUGAGUAAUAUGUUCUCUGUCUUUGUGUCUAUUUCAACACAGUCCUUAACUCUUGCUGUUUUGUCUUUUGACAGAUUAGUGGCUAUUUGUUUGCCACUGAGGUAUCAUAUGAUUGUGACUCACAGAUCAAUGCUUUUUAUAAUUGGAGUCACGUGGGCAGUGGCACUGCUUAUGUUAAUCGCUGCUACAAUUUUCAUCAGCAGACUUUCUUUCUGUAGAGUGAUUGUCAUCAUAAAUAGUUUCUACUGUGAUCAUGGGCCUAUAUAUCGUUCUGCCUGUAGCAAUAAUUUCCCAAGCUCUGUGAUAGCCAAUUUGUACCCGAUACUAAUUCUUGGCUUUCCAGUAUUUUUUAUUAUCUUUUCAUAUACAUGCAUAGCUGUGACAUUGUUCAGAAUCACAACCCCCCAAGACCGUCAAAGAGCCACAAAGACAUGUACUGCUCAUUUAAUAUUAGUGGCUAUAUUUUAUGUGCCCAUCACUUUUACAUAUGCUCUUUCUUCAAUUAUAAACACUAACACAAGGAUCAUUAAUCUCUCUUUGACCUCUGCACUUCCUCCGAUGCUUAACCCAAUAAUCUACACAUUAAAGACAGAGGAGUUUAUGGUCUCUUUGAAAAGGCUUCUUAAACGGAGAAUCAUAUUCCCAUCUCCAAAAUGAACACUU
Cyprinus carpio (common carp) is the source of this 966-nucleotide messenger RNA. Its product is annotated as olfactory receptor 13C2-like. The record is from RefSeq and is a predicted model, not a curated record. Gene Ontology annotation, biological process: G protein-coupled receptor signaling pathway. Gene Ontology annotation, cellular component: membrane. NCBI's taxonomy places the organism in Eukaryota, Metazoa, Chordata, Actinopteri, Cypriniformes, Cyprinidae. Gene Ontology annotation, molecular function: olfactory receptor activity; G protein-coupled receptor activity.